Trypanosoma theileri is the source of this 6555-nucleotide messenger RNA. RefSeq lists its product as uncharacterized. Bases 1 to 6555 code for a protein of 2184 amino acids. The transcript has a single exon. The record is from RefSeq and is a predicted model, not a curated record. Lineage: Eukaryota; Euglenozoa; Kinetoplastea; Trypanosomatida; Trypanosomatidae.
AUGAUGCAACGAAGAACGGCAGCAGGCUCCACAUCUCUACAACUCUUAUUACUAUUAAGAGAACACACACACAUGGCAUUCUCUACACAACAACGUAACUGUAGUAGUAAUAGUAAUAGUAAUAGUAGUAAAGCACCAACCCAACAACGAUCAUUUACUUACCGACCACAUCAACUCUCGAAUCGAAACAAUACUACUACUACUACUCCUCUUAACUCUACUAAUACUAAUACUAAUACUAAUAAUACUUCAACAUCUUCACUAGACUCCUCACUAUCGACGAACCCAACAACAACAACAACAAUGGAGAAGACAUCAUCUGUGAAGGUGACGAUUGACUCACUCGCACCGCCGUCUCCGUUAACGGCGGAAGUUGUUGUGGAGUAUUUGGCCGCACUGCGUGGACUGCACCAGUCGCUGGGAAUCGCACAAACAACUUCACGGAUACGCUGGCAGGCACGAGAUUUUCUCCUUCGUGGAAUAACCCAACAAUCAUCCACAACUUCAUCAUCUUCUUCAUCUUCUUCUUCUUUGAAUAGAGAAUUUAAGGGAUCGUUGGAAAUGACGGAAGAACUUGCAUGUGCUCUUCUAGUUACUUGUGCACACUUUGAAGUAUCGAUUGUGGAAUGUCCAUAUGGACUUUCUACUGUGAAACUUCUACAGGAAGUUUGGAAGAGACGACUAACGACCGUCUCUUCCUCCUCUUCAGAGCUAUCGGAGGAUACAAAGUGUAAUAAUAAUAAUAAUAAUAAUAAUAAUAAUAAUAAUAAUAAUAAUAAUAAUAAUAAUAAUACUAAAAACAAGAAUAGUAUUAGUUGUGAAGAUGCUGUAUUGCUUGGACGACUUGCGAUGGCGUUGCUGGAGCAAUUAUCAAAUCGUGUUCUUCACCACGCAGCGGAACAUCAGACGAUCUUAACACAAUUAUUAUGUGAGACCUUCCUUCCUGCGGUGAUGGUGUUAUUACAAGAUGAUAUGCUCUUUGCAGGGAAUAGGAAUGAAGGUAAAGAAAGGAUGACUGUUGAAGAAGCAACAGCUUUUUCUGUUUUACUCUCAGCAUUAACAAAAGCGGCAGUAACACAAUGGGCAAGACGUGGAAAUACAAUAAAUACACAAUCCGUUAUUUUAUUUGGUUCACCAUCCGUAUGCACAUCAUCAUCAUUAUCAUCAUCAUUGGGAGUUGUACCACUUUCAUUAUCCACAUUAGCAAAGAGAUUAGAAAUGUACGCGAAUUGUUUCGUCACUUUACAAGCCAAAGAAACGGCAUUACCAGUAUUACGUUUCUGUACACUUAGUCAAUGUAUUCCAGUCUUUCUCGCUGCCCAACAACAAGAACAACAACAACAAGAAAAAGAAAAAGAAGAGAAAGAAAAUAAGAGAGGCGAUCAUAUGGAAAGAGAUCAUCACAUGAUGUCCUCAUUAAUAACAUCCAUCACCACUAUUCUUCAGACCGCAGUUGGUCCUGCGGAUUAUGUUGUUUCCCAUCAAGUAGCGAAUAUCGCAUCUAUUUACGCACGCGUAUUGUGUUUUCAUCCAAUAAUGAAAGAAAAUAAUAAAACUAUCAUAUCUUCUUCUUUUUCUUCAUCAUGGAUGAUAUUUGAACAUCUUAUGAUGGGAAUACAGGAACAAAUGGUGUAUCAUGUAGAAAGCCUCUCACCAUGUACAGUGAUGCUGCAGAUUUGUGAACGCGUCACUCCAUUUGCGAGAAAAUAUCUUUUCUCUGAUCUUGCGGCUUUAUUAAGUGCCUUGACAAGAAUUUACCGAAUUGUAUGUAAACAACACAAUACACAAUGGUUGCAGAGUAGGAAUUCUAUAAACACACAACAUGUGAAGAGUUCAAAGAAGGAAUUAACGGAUUCUUCUAAAGGAACGACACCCAAACGAUUUGAACGGCGUCGUGCUCAUACUACUACUAAUACGAGUAAAGUUACUAUUUCACAAACAACAACAACAACAACAACUUUAACAAGGGAAAAGAGUAGUGAUAUAACUUCUGUGGAAUCCUCAUUAUCAUCUUUACCAACAAAAUCCAGUUUUAUAGUAAGUAAUGAGGAUAUUGCAGAGAUUGAGGGAGAAUUGGAGGUUUUAUUAGAUGCUUGUGUAGUAGUGAUUGAACGGCAUAUGCCAACAACAUGUAGAAGUCGAGGGGUACUUGUUGCGCAACAGGGAAAUGAGAGGAUGAAUAAUAAUAAUAAUAAUAAUAAUAAUAAUAAUAAUAAUAAUAAUAAUAAUAAUAAUAAUCAUCAUCAUACUAAUAAUACUGUUGAGAAUGGAGACAUAAAGAAAGAUUCUACCUUGGCGCUUACAAAAGUUGGAGCUUCACAGGCAAAGGCACUUGGUGGAAAAAGUCGUCUUUUAAAGAAAUCCAUAGCAUGUAGAGAACUUGUUAUGAUUGCGGAAAGUAUUCAUGCACUUAGUUGGAGACCUUUUAUGGCCUUUCAAGAAAGAUUACUGGUUGCCCUCUCUUCAGAGAUUGGACAAGUGGAAUUAAACUCUCAACAAUAUGUUCAUCUUAUUCGUUUACUCCUCCGUUCACCUCCUGCAAUUCCUUCUGUUAUUUUUCACGCGGUUGGGGAUAGACUUAAACGUCUCAUUCAUGCAGAGGCUGUUACUAUAGAAGCAGCACGAACAGCCCUCUUAACAACAACAGCAAGAUCAUCUAUUAAUAAUAAUAAUAAUAAUAAUAAUAAUAAUAAUAAUAAUAAUAAUAGUGAGAGUGUGGAUAAUAGAGUAAAUGGAGAUGAGAAGGGUGUGUUGGCUGCGGCUCAUGUACGUUCUUUACAAGAUAAACCUCUUUCUCUAUUAGAUGCAUGUGGUGUAGUCUUUACUUUUACACAGAAAAUGAAAGGGAGUUCACUUCCUUUAUUAUAUGAUCUUCUUAUACGUUGUGGUUAUCGUAUUUUAUGCAGUUGUUCUUCCUUCACAGAGUGUCAAGAGAAACAUACAAUAAUGGCAUUAAUGAUGUUUGUAGCGAGUGCAACUUAUGUGAUCCAUCAUGCAGUUAUAAAGAUAUCAGAAGAUCGUGGGCUUCGAUUUAUUUCAGCCUGUAGAGAUCAUGCAGCGGGAUUAUUAGUAACAUCUAUACAAGAGGGAACGAAGAAAGAUAUCAUAACAGAAUCAACAACAACAAUAAUAAGAGGAGAAGGAAGAAAAAGAAGUGGAAAGGAAUGGUCUGGUGAGGCAUUUGGGUUUUCUUCUCUUCGAGAUAUAGCUUAUGCAUGUAUGAUGAUAGAGCCAUACACAUUACAGAGUAAUGGAAAUGAUAUCAGAUGUAUUUAUCAACAUCUGCGGGAUUCAUAUAUUUUGUAUACAUCCCAAUGUGAUAGUCUUGAAGUGGCCCAAUUUACCAUGGAACUUCUCGCCGUAACUUCAUUGGAAAAACUAUCCACUACUACUACUACUAAUGAUAAUAAUAAUAAUGGUGAUAAUAAUAAUAGUGAUAAUAAUAAUAAUAAAACUAAUAUUACGUCGUUAUUAUUAUCAUUGCAGUUGCCCCUGUGGAUGAUUGCCCCAUUGCAAUUACGUGAACGCUGCGUGGGAAAUCGCCGACUUCUCACCUCAUCAUUUCUUCCACUUCUCUGCAGUACUCCCACAACGAUAAAUGCGGAUGUGGAUCACUUUCUAGAAUUAAUCCGCAGGCAUUGCCGUACCUUUGCCACUCUCAUCAUCACACUAUUACUACUCCGCUGUAUACAUGCAUCCACCCCACUAAUGAAUAGUAAAGCCGUGCGAGAAGUGCUAUUGCGUAAAGUAACUCAACUCACUCGUCGAACGGCUCAUCCAAUGGAAUUAUUUUAUUUCUUUGAGAUGUAUGGAAAUAAUACAGACGUGGUAUCGGCGUGUGUGAGUGAAUUAGUGCCAACGGCGGUGUGUUUUUCAGCGAAAAAUGCCUUUGUGCCUGUUGUACUUAUUAACGCCGCUGUUCGUGCUGUUCGUCAAUUGCCAUCUCGUGAAUUAAUUCAACGUUGGUUUGCGGUGAUGUCUCCACUAAUUAUUUCUGCCGUGAUGUAUUCUCGUGAGCCGCUGGAUAUUGUAUUGGAUUUAUUAGAAUGGAUUGGAAGUGAUGAUCCACAGUUAAUACAAUCCAUUGUUCGUUCCUCUGCGGCUUUGCAGGCUAUUCACGAGACUUGUAGUUUUACUAUUUCCGGUUUAACACUUCUGCGAUUACUGUUAAUGCUGCAAGGGGGAAGUCAAUCCAAUACAACAAUGCGUCGAUUACACAGAGCCGCAGUGAAAUUACUUCAGCUCAGUCAUGUGCAUAUACCAAUACAGCAAUUAGCUCAGACAAUGUUAUUACCAUCUCUACAGGGAACCACACUGGCGAGACGGUUAACACGACUUUUUAUUUUUCGUAUGGAAUGUUUACUUGGGUCAACUAGACGAGAACGACCCACACGUUUAUUAGAGACUACUACUACUACUACUACUACUACUACUAUUAUUAUUAAAGAAGAAGAAGAAGAAGAAGAAAGGAAUGUGAAGUUAAAUUCAAAAAGAGAAGAAGAAAAAGAAGAGUGGGAUAAGUCCUUAGAUGGAUUAGAGUUGGAACAUUGGUUGACAUUACUACGCUAUUCAUCCUCAGGAACACCGUCUUCACAUCGUUUGCUUGUGGAGAUUAAAGCCGAUUUGGCGGAUAAGGCACGUCGAAGAGGAAAAUUAAUUGAAUCAUCAUCUCAUGUGGAUGAUCAAGGAAAUAACUUCACUAUGGAAGAAUAUCAAGAGAGUAGAGAAAAGAAGAGUGAUAUCACUUCUACUACUUCUUCUUUUUCUUUUUCUUAUCGUGGAUUGGCAAUUGUUUAUGCCUUCUCUGAACAGAGAAUACUUUCUUUACAUCAUUCACUUGGAACCUUUCCUUUUAUUCGUUUUGUUUCCGCAUUACUGCGGCAAACGGCACUAGUGGGAUCUCUUCAAUCAUCCUCCUAUAUACUAUCUAAAUGUAUAUGGAUGUAUGAUGGGAGUUUAUCUCCAUUAUCACAUGAACGUGUACAGCCAUUUGUGCGAUUAGCCAAUCAAUUAGUAGAAGAAAUGUCUACAGAUUUAAAUGGAUUUGUACGGCGUGAAGAAGAGAAACAACAAAAACAAAAACAAAAACAAGAAGAAGAAGAAAAACGGAGUGAAGUGAAGAAACGUACAAAAAGAGAAGUUAUGAUAGAUGUGGAAGCUAUUUUGGAGUAUAUACAAUUACUAGAUCUCUAUAAUCCACAAUCAUAUGAAGAACGACUUCUCUUAACAGAACAACAAAAAGAAAAAGAAAAAGAAGAAGAUAUAGAAAAUAAUAGUGAAAUGGAUGUGUUUACAGAUGAUGUGGGAAUGCCACAUCGUUAUCUCUAUCGUUUAUUAAUAUUAUUAACACAACACUGGGGUGAACAAACAGGAAUAAUCAACACAAAUACAAUUCCUAUUCGUAUGUGUAAUAUAUCUUCUCUUUUUAAUUACUGCGCCACAUCAUCAGUGGAAUCUCUUUCCUCUUAUACACCAUAUACACCCUUCUCUGAUGUGAAGAGUCAUUCUCCUUCUAAUGCGAUUCAUUAUUCUUCCAUGAUGGAUAUAUUUGGUUCUGAUAAACCACUCAUCACAGAUGUAUGGAUUCCAAUUAAUACAGUCUGUACACAUCGGUAUAGAAUAGAACAAAGUGUCAAGACACGACUCUUUACGGCAUUAAUGCGAUGUUUACUACGUGAGGAUAAUACUACUACUAAUAUGAAUAAUAAUAAUAAUAAUAAUAAUAUUAAUAUAUCAUCUACUGCUGCUGCUGCGGCUACGAGAGCACGAUUAGCAACUCUAGGCCCACGUGAUUUGGCUUGUGUGGUACAGGCCUGUGCCCAACAUUGGAAGAAUACUAAUAUUACUAAUACUAUUACUAUGAAUACUAUUAAUACUAAUGAUAAUAAUAUUAAUAAUAAUAGUAAUAAUAAUAGUAAUAUUAAUAUUAAUAGUAAUAGUAGAAAUACAGCUGCAGCUGCAGUUGUGGGAAUAGCGGUGGAGCUUCUCACGGAUUUACUCCCGAGUACAACCGCCGAAGAUCUACACGAUGUCGUUAUGUCCCUUCUCCCAUUAUUACCCAAUCCCCAUUCACAAUCACAAUCACAAGAAAAAGAAGAAAAAGAAAAAGAGAAGAAACUACCUAAUACUACUAAUACUAUCACUAUGAAUAUCACUACAUCUAUGCAGGAGAUAAAUUUUGUGGAAGUCCGACGUCUUCUUGCACAUGUGGCGGUAGUGAUGGGAAAUGACACGGAGCGAUUUCCACUGCCGUUACUUUUCGCAAUUCUGCAGAGACUACACGUACCGCAUGGAUUGGUUUCCACCGCAUCUGCACAGCGAAUGUUGGCGAGUCUACACGCAUCUGAAAACACUACGGAAGAACAGUCUUCACAAUCUUCACAAAAACAACAAAGAGAAGAAGAAGAAGAAGAAAAUGAUGAUGAAGUGAUGAUGAUGGGAAGAAUAGAGGAGACGGCGGUGAGUAGCCGGGGAUUUUAUGCGGCGACAGUGGCGCUUCUCCGGGAAAUAGUGGCAACCUGCAAUACCACUUCUUCUACAUCCUUUACAGAGUAA